CUCCUUAACUAAUAUUAUUGUCAAGGCUUCUUAUCAAAGGGAUCGCUAAUAUACAAAACAACAACAAUCAGAGUAGUGGGCAUUUACACUUUUCACACCUUGGUCACUACAAAGACCUAUUGGUUUCGACACAACGAAGUUGUCACAAUUAAGUGCCACCGUGGAUCACACACGCCCCUGCGCCUUGACAGAUCUCUUCAAAGGACGUCAGGGGAGAGGCUGGGAGUAUAAAACCAAGCCUCAGCAUCACACCUGGAGCAUUUGGAAUCUACCUGUUGGAGAGACAACACACACAUUGGGAACUAUGAAGGGACUAGCAGUGGAUUUCUCUUUUGCGCUUCUUCUUAUUUUGGAUUUGGGUCUCAGUGUGGCAGCACAGUCCUUUCCUGGCAUGCGCCCUGACGCACUGCUCCGUGGAAUGAGCAGCGCUUCUAGACGCAAUGAGCACAAGCAGCAUGCACACAAGCUGCCCCUCUACAUGAUGCAGCUCUACCGGACCAUGCUGACAGAAGACCGGGAUAGGUCUCCGGCUGCCACCGUGAGACAUACGCAGGAGGAGGAUGACAGUACGGGUCUGCACGACUCCGACUCAGUGAUCAGCCUUGUCGCUAAAAGCUGCCAGCAGAUUGGCAAGAGGUGGUCAGUCACCUUUGACAUGUCUUCCAUGUCUGCAACCGACACCAUCCAAUUGGCUGAACUCCGCAUCCGCCUGCCCGCCUUCACAAAGUCUUUCCAGGCCUCAGUGGACAUCUUCCACUCCCACGGGGAUGCAUGCUCCGGCAUGAACUGUCCAGAGAACAGGAUGUUCCUCGGCCGCCUGAGAGCUCAUCCAGCUUCGAUGGACUCCCCCUCCUCUUGGAAGGUGUUCAACAUGAGCGAGAUGCUCCGUCACUGGCUGCAGCGGGGGCACUCCAACCAGAGGAUGGAGGAGGAUGAGGUAGAAGUGGAGGAUGUAGCACAGGAGCCUGAAGAAGUCCAACACCUUACAACCGACAGAGUGAUGAUGGUGGUCUUUUCGAGGCAGAACCCAAAUGCUCAGCGAACACUCAUCCGCACAGCAGAGCACUCCAAGUACGUCAGCCUGGACAGGGAGCGAGUGAAGCCUGGUUCUGGUUCCAGGAGAGGGAGACGCAGGGCGAAGAGGCACCACUAUCCUCAGCAGCAGAGAAAUACAAUAGUUGGAACUGUUUCUGCCAGCAAGCCUUCAGAAGAGGAGAAGAAGGGACCACUCUGCAGGAAGGUGGACAUGUGGGUGGACUUUGAGAAGCUUGGCUGGAACGAUUGGAUUGUCUACCCUAAACGGUACAAUGCUUAUCGCUGUGAAGGAAGGUGUCCCACACCAGUGGAUGAGACCUUCACCCCAACUAAUCAUGCAUACAUGCAGAGCCUGCUGAAACUCCACCACCCAAACAAGGUGCCAUGUGUCUCCUGUGUGCCAACACGCCUGGCGUCACUCUCCAUGUUGUACUACGAGAACGGGGAGAUGGUCAUGAGGCAUCAUGAGAACAUGGUGGUGGAAGAGUGCGGCUGCCACUGAGAAAAGACUGAUCAGAUAGACUGAAGUCAGUGAGCUGUAGGUCCAGAGGUGCCCACAGCCACAGACCUGUGCUGCUCAGAGGCACAAAGUGGAUGAAUGUCCACAGGCACUUUAAAGACAUCCAGUUUGACCCUGGGUCAGAGGCUGCUGCUGCUGCUGCUGCACUGCAGGACAUAAAGGACAGAAACUGCUGUGUUCAAUGACUCAGAUCUCCAAACAAUAACUGUUGGUACUCUCCCUUGAGGUUUUAGAGACCUGAAUUGUGCCCUCGACAGCAAUUGGAUGAGCUAUGACUCGUGUUUUCAAGGACUGAUUAAGUAUUGAUCAAGUUAAGAUGAAACAAGGUUGUAACAAAAGCACAACAAGGUCCCUGAUUGAAGCACUACGGAAGAUUCAAGAAAACCGUUCUACACAAGAGGACAAACAUUUAAUGCUGUUAAACAGAUUUUUCUUUAGUCUCUGAAAUGACAAAUACAGAUGUCAGAGUUCUGUAAGCGCUUUAUCUUUAUUAAGAUGUUUGGGUCACAUUGACCAAUUUGAAUUUAUGCUAUGAGCAG
Notolabrus celidotus (New Zealand spotty) is the source of this 2094-nucleotide messenger RNA. Its product is annotated as nodal homolog 2-A-like. Gene Ontology annotation, cellular component: extracellular region. NCBI's taxonomy places the organism in Eukaryota, Metazoa, Chordata, Actinopteri, Labriformes, Labridae. Gene Ontology annotation, molecular function: growth factor activity; cytokine activity; type I activin receptor binding. Gene Ontology annotation, biological process: BMP signaling pathway; SMAD protein signal transduction. The record is from RefSeq and is a predicted model, not a curated record. Bases 305 to 1537 code for a protein of 410 amino acids. The transcript has 3 exons.